Messenger RNA from Durusdinium trenchii, 1542 nucleotides. NCBI's taxonomy places the organism in Eukaryota, Dinophyceae, Suessiales, Symbiodiniaceae. The record is from the annotation of a GenBank genome assembly.
AUGCACCCUCUUCCUCGAGUGUUAGCAACGGUGGUGGGCGGUAAGUUGGGUUUUAGGUCACGAGUUUGGCCCGUGAGAAGCGGAUGGAAAGGGAGAGAUGCUGCUGUAUGACAAUAAAGGUUUCUUUUGGUUGCUUUUGAAUCGCCGGGGCAGCGUGUUCUACCGAUGGGACUCGCUCCUGGGAGGGCUUUGUGUGGCGCUCCUGGGCGGUGCCGUGCAAUAUAUGCACAGUAGUGGCUGGGAGAACAAACCGGAGAUUGGGCACCACUAUGGGUUGCAAGCGCUGGGUGUGGCCGUGACCUUUGCGAUCGUCUUUCGCACCCAAUUGGCCUGGAACAGGUACUGGGAAGCCGUGACCCAGCUUCAUGUAAUGUACAGCAAGUGGCACGACGCCUUCUCCCAGUUUCAAGGCUUUGCCGAGGUCACCUUAAAGGCCGCCAAGGAGAAGAAGGACGAGGCCAAGAUCAAGCUCAUCAUGAUGAAGCAAAGGAGGCUCAAGCUGAACUUUGCCUUGCUCUCGGCGAUGGCGGCGGAACGGCUUUCGCAUGGGGACAACCAGCUCAUCGAGGACAUGUCGAGAAAGGUUCGCAGCCGGCACGCCAUGCGGGUGGAGAAGGAGGCGGAGGGAUAUCAGCCGCCGGCCUUUGUAGAACGGAAGGACUUCGACCGGGGCUUGAAGAAGGUCAUGAGUUUCGUCCUCUUCCGCAAGCCGUCACCGCAGCAGAUGGAUCUGCUGGCCAGGUCCAAUGACCCGGUGUCCUCGGUGAUGUAUUGGAUCACUUGGGACUUAGCCAGCGUCAUGAAGGAACUGGACACCGCCCCUCCGAUCCAGACUCGAAUGUAUCAGGAGUUGUCCAAUGGCAUGUUGGGCUUCAACAACUGCCUCAAGAUUGCAGACGUGCCAUUUCCGCUGCCCUUUGCUCAGCUGUUGCUGAUGUCUUUGGUGGCCUUUUCGUUGCUCAUCCCACUGUACGUAAUCGUCUUCACCAAGUCGUUGGUGGUGGGCCCUGUUCUGUGCUUCUUUUUGUUUGAAAGCCUUUGGUGCAUGAACGAAGUGGCCAAAGAGCUUGAGAACCCCUUCGGCCAGGACAUGAACGAUAUCUCCCUUCCAGAUUUCCACCUUCGCUUCGUGGACACUCUGGAGUCCGUGAGUCACAUGGAGCAGCAUGAGAUGCUCCAGAUGGAUGACAUCGACGACACCGGUGAUAGCCUCUUGCGGUGGCACGGCUCUGAACCUCAAAAGGUCGGAACAGAAGGAUGCGAAAACGGGACUGCUCCCAGCCACAACUGCGAAGCACAUGUGGCGGCGCGAAAAAUGUCAGGCUUUCCGCACGGCCAUGAAGCGGAGACGAGCGGGGAGAAAGUGGCACAAGACACGAGCGAUGCGCGGUGCGCGGGUCAGAGCUAUGUUGGUUGGUCUCGUGCCAUACCCAGUCAGUGGAUGACCUUUAGGUAGAAGAAGGUUAAGCUUUAUUUUCCAGGCAUACUGAAGGAGUCAAGUGCUGGGGAGCUGUCUCAGAGUGCAGCGACCGCUGGGAGUAU